CGGAGAGAGAGCUCCGCGGCGCAGUUCGACAAGGGCGUGAGAGCUAAACGGAGGGUUGGGAAUUAGGAUUUUUCGUCAGUGAGCGGGUAGGAGGGUGAGACCGGGGGGUGAGGGGAGUGAGCUCGUCUUUACAAAGAGCCGGGAGGUGACGAGGACAGAAGCGCUCCGGACGCCGCGGAGAGCGCUCGUCACGCUGCAACAGAAAUAAUACGUCACACAGACCAUUCGCGAGAUCACAAGACGCUGGUCUUCAUUGGUCUCCUAAACAAUUACAUUAACGGAACAGACUACUAUCGAUAUCAUCCAACUUAGUUGACUCGAAAACAUCGUUCAGUGGUUCAGAACUUUAUUAAAGUGACUUGGAAGAGACGGCCAGAGUCCGAGAAAUCCUUGAAGUCCGACAAGUCCGAGAAGUCCGCUGUGAAUGAGCGACGAUGAAGUGGAUGAAUGAUCUUAAUUCGAGAGUUUGUUGAAUGAGCUUCAUUACGAUGCAAGCGAUGAGCGCUAACGCGAGCGCUCCGCGGGCGCCGCAGAGGUCGCCGUUCGCCAUCCAGGAGCUGCUCGGUCUGUCCGACAACAGAGAGUCCCGGGACAGAUACUUCGAGUCCCGGGACGACAGGGUCCUCAACCUGUCCGAGAGCCGUGAGCCUCGUUCUCCCUACACGCCUCAGUUCCCCCUGCCGGCCUCGGUGGCCAGUCGUGUCGCCUACGCCGCCGCUUUCAACGCCCAGGCCGCCGUCGCCGCAGCCUUCCUCCCGGGCCCGCCGCUCCUCCAUCCUCCUCCCGGAUUCCCGCAGAUCAAGUCGCCGUACAGUCCCAACGCCCAGCCUCAUCUCACCGCCGCUCGACAAUUUUAUUCAGGAGUAUCAUCCAUAGAAGCAGCGAAAGACUUCACGGUCGACGGUCUGACGGGCUAUAACGGGAAGAAGAAGAAGAAAAAACGUAGACACAGCAGGACGAUCUUCACUUCUUAUCAGCUGGAUGAACUUGAGAAGGCCUUUAAGGAUGCUCAUUACCCAGAUGUAUAUGCCCGAGAGAUGUUGUCACUCAAGACAGAUCUCCCUGAAGACAGGAUACAGGUUUGGUUCCAAAACCGUCGAGCGAAGUGGCGGAAGACGGAGAAGUGUUGGGGACGGUCCACCAUCAUGGCAGAGUACGGGCUUUACGGGGCCAUGGUGCGACACUCGCUGCCGCUACCGGAGACGAUCCUCAAGAGCGCUAAAGAGAACGACAACGUGGCACCCUGGCUGCUCGGCAUGCACCGCAAGUCGCUGGAGGCGGCCCAACACCUCAAGGAGUCAGGGUCGGAGCGCGAGGGGUCCGAGGCGGAGGCCGACCGCGCGCCCUCCGCCUCCCCGCACCCACAUGAUCAUCACGAGACCCAGGCCCAGAGUUCUCCGGGCAGCAGCACGACCGCGUCGUCGUCUGCGAAGGGCCGCGCGUCCCCAGAGCCUCCCCUCUACGACGAUCCUGAAGCCUUCCGCAACAACAGCAUCGCCUGUCUCCGGGCCAAGGCACAGGAACACCAGGCCAGGCUACUGUCCAACAACUUGUUACUCCAGGACUAUUUCCACUUGCAGGUGCGCGGUCUCCAGCGAGCGGGCAGCGCGGGCGCGCCGGUCGACGACGACGGCCCCAACGACAUCGACGUCGGCACCGAGCCUCCGCCCCUCGACGCACGCCUCUACUGACUUGUGACACCUGUCAAAUGUCAACUGUCAGCUGUCAUGUAUGUAGUGCCUACUACCGGAACUAUCACUCGAGUGUAAUUAUGUACAUUGUACAAGUAUCCGACGAUCCCCAGUUUUUCGUGCAAUACCCUUAGUUAAGUAUUUAUCCGUUUAGCUGUUGUGUUAGAAUUGUAUAAAGUUCGCCCGGCUAUAGUUGUGACUAUCCUCUAUGAAACUUAUAGAUAUGUCGUAAGUGAUUAAGACUUUAAAUCGAAUAGAUUCUUUAAAAAUAAUCGGUACUAAAUAACUCUUAAGUAUAUUGUAAAUGUUGGAUGCCUAAGAAAAUUAUUGUGUCUUAUCGGUUCAUGUUCGAAGAGCGAAUCAAAAUUCGUUUUUCUCUGUAAACUUUAAUGAGCGACUCUGUUGUACAAUAUAUUUUUAUUAUAAAUUGUAUAAAUUAAUUGUAUAGCAUUGACGCUAAAUAUUCUUAAGAUAAAUAAAAUUAUACUUACAUUACUGGCUGAAAUAUAUUAUAUGGAAUGUAAAUUUAGUUAUGUAAUAUAAAAUAAGUACAUACUUAAUAUAUUGAAACCCAAGUUUAAUAAUAAUAAUGAAAACUGGCUCUAAAGACAACUCUCUCUAUUGUUAAAAAAAAAAUACAAUCAGUAGAAAUCAGCUCGGACGCCGCAACAUGAACUAAGUUGUCUUGAAUUUCGAUAUUAUAUAUGUUGUAAAUAAUUCUUUCAAAUAACAAUUAAUUAAGUAAUGAAUUGUCAACGACUUUGUGAAAUAGUGAUAUAAGUAGAAUGUGUGUAUUAAAUAAAUUUUAUAACGAAACGAAUCAACGAAGAUUAUCAGGCCUCGCUGGACUCCAUACUGGAUUGUUUGUCUGUGAACGGUGUCGUCUGUAAAUGUUAAGUUUAAGGCACUAAUAUUGUUUUGAACAUUCCGAAAUAAUACGAAAAACUUAAAUUUAUUAUAUUACGAGGGAAAUUUUAAUGAUUGAAAUUACUUCACUUAAACCUUCAACUAAACUUUAA
Messenger RNA from Danaus plexippus (monarch butterfly), 2710 nucleotides. RefSeq names its product visual system homeobox 2-like. Gene Ontology annotation, biological process: regulation of transcription by RNA polymerase II. Bases 474 to 1691 code for a protein of 405 amino acids. NCBI's taxonomy places the organism in Eukaryota, Metazoa, Arthropoda, Insecta, Lepidoptera, Nymphalidae. Gene Ontology annotation, molecular function: sequence-specific double-stranded DNA binding; DNA-binding transcription factor activity, RNA polymerase II-specific. Gene Ontology annotation, cellular component: nucleus. The transcript has 9 exons. The record is from RefSeq and is a predicted model, not a curated record.